Molecule: messenger RNA, 600 nt
Organism: Brachypodium distachyon (stiff brome)
Lineage: Eukaryota; Viridiplantae; Streptophyta; Magnoliopsida; Poales; Poaceae
Product: transcription factor MYB64-like
Exons: 2
Coding region: 1-600 (199 amino acids)
Biological process (GO): regulation of DNA-templated transcription
Cellular component (GO): nucleus
Molecular function (GO): DNA-binding transcription factor activity, RNA polymerase II-specific; RNA polymerase II cis-regulatory region sequence-specific DNA binding
Source: RefSeq, a predicted model, not a curated record
AUGGACAGGAAGGACUCGUGGAGCGCCGAGGAGGACGCCAAGCUGACAACCAUGGUCCAGAAGUACGGGGCGGAGCGCUGGAGCCCGGCCGUGGACCGCCGCCCCUUCACCGCCGAGGAGCACACCCUCAUCGCCAACGCGCAGUCACUCCGCGACAACAUGUGGGUCGACAUCGCUUGCGGCCUCAACAGCGGCCGCACCGACAACUCCGUCAAGAACCACUGGAACUCCAACCACCGCAAAUCCCAGCACGAAGUUUGGGGAAAAGGAAAAGCGGUGGUGAUUGACUUGGAAGAUGACCAGGUGGAAGCCGACGUCAAGGUCCACAACGAGCUGCCGCCGGCCAAGCGGCAACGCGUGAGUAACGGAGGAGGCUCUGCUGCCAGUGGUGGUGGGGACGAUGAUGCGUGGCUCACGCUUAGCCUGGGCUUGCCCCAGCAGCCCGUGCCCAAGCAAGAACCAAUGGUGCCAGUGGCAACAGAGGCGCCGAUCAUGGCGGCGAUGCGGGAGAUGGUGAGGGAGGAGGUGGAUUUGCAGGUAGCGCAGCUCGCGUCCUCGGUCUUCAUGGGCGCCUUUGCUGGCGCCGCCCGUCGCCUCUAG